Sphaeramia orbicularis (orbiculate cardinalfish) is the source of this 1114-nucleotide messenger RNA. RefSeq names its product ADP-ribosylation factor-like 14 effector protein (gene arl14ep). Gene Ontology annotation, cellular component: intracellular membrane-bounded organelle. The transcript has 5 exons. The record is from RefSeq and is a predicted model, not a curated record. Bases 100 to 756 code for a protein of 218 amino acids. Lineage: Eukaryota; Metazoa; Chordata; Actinopteri; Kurtiformes; Apogonidae.
CCUAGCAAACAAACACACGCCGAAGUUUUCUCAUCCCGUUUCUAUUAGGUUUUUCUGCAGCUCACGCUUUCAUCACACGGUUUUUAGAGGAGGGUCGUCAUGCCGGUGAUUUGUGCAGCGUUUGGGUGUAAUAACAAGUUUGUCAAAGGGUCAGAAAUAAGAUUUUACAGGUUUCCGCUCAGUAAACCUCAACUCGCCAGCAAAUGGGUGCAAAGUCUGGGGAUGAAAAACUUCCUCCCGACCCCCAACACCUGCCUCUGCUCAGAGCACUUCAGGACAGACUGCUUCAGGGACUACAACGGAAAACAGUUUCUGAGGGAAGACGCUGUACCCACCAUAUUCACUCAUGACUCAUCAAAGAUUGAACUUCGCAAAAGAGUGACACCAAAGGAAACAAAUGCUCCAAAUCCAGUUUCAACUCAAGCGGACAGAGACAGAGCGCGAGAUGCUGCAGGUCUACGCAGAGAUAAAAGAGGUGGAAUGAGGGGAGGACGAGGAGGACGUGGAGGCAAACAUGGGUCUGACAGACAAGCCAUCGGUGCCAAGAGCCGAGUGUACGACAACAAAGGCCGUCUGCUGUCCAACGGCAAAGACAUGUGCGACUGUCUGGACGUGGACUGCAUGGGCUGCUUCUACCCCUGCCCCAGGUGUGGAUCGCGCAAAUGUGGGGUCGAGUGCCGAUGCGACAGGAAGUGGCUUUAUGAGCAGGUGGAGGUGGAGGGAGGAGAGAUCAUUCGGAAUAAGUUUGCCGUUUGAUAAAACUCUUCGGUGUUCACACGUGGAGGCUGGUCCAAAUCCCUCCCUGAAAAGACUGUGAUGCUUUUCUGAGGAACUUUUACUGAAGUUUGCUGAUGUUUAGCAGGUUUUACGAAGUGUUCACCUGAAUAUUGGAUGUGCAUUUUGUUGCACUUCUUUGUUCUUUUUUUUUCCUGUUUUUUCAUACUGUAAAACUGUUUUUAUGGUUCAACAUUCGUUACCUUUUUUUAAUGCAAUACAUUUGCUGUGUUGCUGUAUGUUCCACAGGAAUAUGUUAAGCCUGUCAUAUUGUAGUGUAGUACAUCAGAGAAUAUACAGCGAGUUGGUCGUUAUUUAACAAUAAACACUCUUUUUUUUU